Messenger RNA from Paraglomus occultum, 1521 nucleotides. The record is from the annotation of a GenBank genome assembly. Lineage: Eukaryota; Fungi; Glomeromycota; Glomeromycetes; Paraglomerales; Paraglomeraceae.
AUGUCAAGUCCCAAAACUUCAGCGCAAGUAGCUCCAAGUGAUAUACGCAACUUCACAUUAAGAGAAAAAGACUCAUACACAAAGAGCACGUCCAUGCCACUCUUUAACACAAUAAAAUUGCAGGGACAUCAAUCUGCUCUAUUGAAUGGACCCAAGCGCUGGCAUCCAGCACAGCAAAAAGCGAAGAAGGCUCUCAAAAAUGAUAAUUAUAUACAAGCUAUAACGCAUUUAACGCACGUGUUAGAAAUAUAUCCCAACAGUUAUUCGGCGAAAUGUGAUAGAGCAGAAGCUUACAUGAAUAUCAACGAAUUAGAUAAAGCAAAGGAAGAUCUCACUGCUGCUAUAGCACAUAGCCCAAAGAAAUCACUGGCGUGGAGUAAACGAGGAGAAUUAUUCUAUCGACGGGCAAGAUAUGAUGAGGCAUUAGUUGAUUUAGCAAAAGCACUAAAAUUAGAAUCAAAAAACGUCUAUGCUCUAUGUACUAGAGCAAAUGUGUAUCAUAAAUUAGGGAAUCAAAAGAAAGCAUUGACAGAUCUCAACUCGGUAUUACAAUGCGAACCGAACAAUGUAGUAGCCUUACGUUUAAGAGGAGAAUCACAUCGUCUCCUCAAAAAUGCUCGUGGAGACAUAUAUCGUACAUUGGGGAAGUAUAAAGAAGCAUUAACCGAUUUAAACAAGUCAAUAGAUGCAGGGAGUAACGAUGCUGCAACCUUAAUUAGUCGUGCGAUUGUAUUUCAAAAGACAAACAGAUAUGAAGAGGCCUUGUCUGAUUUAAAUAGUGCUCUGGAAAUGCAGCCAAAUGAUCCGCAUACCUUGUCCAUUCGAGCCGAUGUAUAUUUUAAUUUGGGUCAGUAUUAUGAAGGCUUGGUCGACGCUGAUGAAGCGUUAGAAAGUAAGCCAGAUGACGUUUGGAUAUUGACAAUUAGAGGAAGAAUCUAUCUUGCUCUCAAUCGCAAAGAGGAGGCAUUGCUGGAUAUCAACAAAGCUCUUCGACUUGAACCGGACAAUUCAUUGACACUGUGUUUCAGAGGAGAAAUAUAUCAUGCAUUAUAUCGAUUUGAUGAUGCAAUAAACGAUCUCAACAGAUCGUUGAAACUUCAUUCCGAUCAAUGGAUAUCGUUAAUAGGACGUGGGGCUGUCUAUCGGUCAAUGAAGUCGUUCAGUCAAGCGCUUGAUGAUCUAAAUCUAGCGCUUUCGUAUACUCCAACCACUAGAGCUGAAGAGCGAUACAUAACAAAGGCGCUUCGAAAUAGAGGGGCUGUAUAUAGGGAACUUGGUCUAUUAAAUGAGGCAUUGAACGAUUUGGAUACGGCAAUUGAACGCGAACCCGAGAAUCUAUUUGCAUUGUGUGAGAGGGGAGUUUUGUAUAGAUUGGCGGAAAAAUAUGAUGAUGCUUUGUGUGAUCUAGAUCAUGUGCUACAACUUGAUCCAUAUAAUCCAUUUGCGUUGAAUGAGAGGGAAGAAGUUAUUAAAACAAAACUAACCAAAACUCUCCGGAGACCUUCACUAUCACCGAGGUAA